Molecule: messenger RNA, 2783 nt
Organism: Octopus bimaculoides (California two-spot octopus)
Lineage: Eukaryota; Metazoa; Mollusca; Cephalopoda; Octopoda; Octopodidae
Product: putative RNA-binding protein 19
Molecular function (GO): mRNA binding
Source: RefSeq, a predicted model, not a curated record
CGUGUGAAGAACACAAAUUCGCAAAAAAACUUUCCAAAAAUUCCAAAAAAAUAAAUUCUGAGUGGGUGCUUCAAUCUGAAUUCCUGCGGAAAGAAAUUUAAACAAGAUCCAGUUUUUACAAUCAACGUAUUACAAUUCCUAAUUUUACCUACAACAUCCGAUAUCAGAUGUAAACUUCCGCUUUUGACAUGGACCCUGGCUUUUAGUUAACACGUGCGUUUUCACCAUGUCUCGUUUAAUUGUUAAAAACCUACCGAAAAAUAUGACCCAGGAACGUUUACAGGAAAUAUUCGGGGUCAAAGGUCACAUAACCAACUGCAACCUCAAAUACACCAAAGAUGGCGUUUUCCGCAAGUUUGCGUUUAUUGGAUACCGAAAUGAUGAAGAUUGUUCAGCAGCCAUCAAAUAUUUCAGUAAAACUUUUGUUGAUACCUCCAAGAUACAGGUGGAGCCUGCUUAUGACUUAGGGGAUGCAAACAGGCCAAGAUCCUGGAGUAAAUACUCUGCAGAAAGCUCCAAUUAUAUUUACAAGGAAAAGAGCAAACCCAAACCGGAUCCCGAAAAGAAUGAAAUGGACAGCAAAAACAAGCUUUAUGAGAAUUCUGAGUUUUUGGAAUUCCUGGAAGCGCACAAGUUGUCUGGAAAAGGGGCCAAGAAUAUGUGGAGCAACGACACAAUAGAAUUCCUUAAGAAGUCAUUUGAUUCACAGAACAAGAACAAAGGAACCAAUGAACCGUCUGAGGUUGUCUUUGAUGAUUCUGGCAAUGAAUCUGCAGAUGAUAAAUACGAAACCAUGGCUAAAAAUAGUAAGCCUCUUCCUUUCAUAUUUCAUCUUUUCUCUCAAGAUACUUACAGUCCGUCAGGUAUGCACAAAAAGACAACACCAAGAGAUCCCCUUGAGAAUAAAAUGACAGAAGAUCCUAAGCCUGAAACCCAACCAGUAAGAUACUCCGUUCGAAUGAAGGGCCUCACUGGUCGAUAUCACUCUGACACUAUAAAGGAGUUCUUCUACCCCAUCAAAGUGAAACAAGUCCACAUACCCCGUGGUCUCAAUCACAGACAGUUUGGUAUUGUGUUUGCUGAAUUCUUUAAUCCUGAAGAUGUAAAAUUGGCCAUGGAGAAACAAGGGAAGUUUAUCAAUGGUUCCAAGAUCACAUUGAAGGAAACUAUAACCGGUGAUGAUGAUGAUGAUGGUGGUGGUGGACAUUCAUACAAGAAGAAUGCAGCUGAUCUAAAAAUUGUACCUGAAGAUGAGGAAGAAGAAGAGCUGAGUGAAUCUGGAAGGCUGUUUGUUCGGAACUUACCUUACACCUGUACAGAAGAAGAUUUAGAAAAGCAUUUCAGCAAAUAUGGUGCAUUGGUUGAAGUUUACGUCCCUCUGGACACUGCAACCAAUAAAAUGAAAGGCUUUGCAUUCAUCACUUACAUGAUACCUGAAAAUGCAGUGAGGGCAUUGACUGAGAUGGAUGGUACAUCAUUUCAGGGAAGACUUCUGCACAUAAUCCCCAGCAGAAUCAAGAAAGAUAAAGAUGACACAGGGCAUUCCAAAGGCUCAUCUUUCAAGACACAAUCUUUACAGAAGCAAAAAUCUCAGGCACAGAGUUCUCACAACUGGAACAGUCUGUUCCUCGGCAGCAAUGCUGUUGCAGACGUCUUAACAGAGAAAUAUGGCAUCAAAAAAACAGAUCUUUUGGAUUUUGAGACAAACGACAGUCUUGGAGUUCGGAUGGCAUUGGGUGAAACACAGAUUGUAACAGAGACAAGAGAAUUCCUGCUAGAGAAUGGUGUCUCUUUAGAUAGUUUCAGUCAGGCAUCUGGUCCUCGGAGCAAAACUGUGAUAUUGGUGAAGAAUCUUCCAGCAGAUUGCAAGGGUGAGGAGAUUGCCAAAGUGUUCUCCAAGUACGGUACUCUUGGCAGAGUGAUUUUCCCACCAGCAGGAAUCACUGCCAUAAUUGAAUUCCUCUCACCCAGUGAAGCAAAGAAAGCCUUUACCAACCUUGCAUAUACAAAGGUAAUUCUCUCAAUCUCUCAUCUUGAUCUCAUCACUCUUAUUUAUUUUUUUACUUAUUUAUUUAUUUAUUUAUUUCAGGAACAGAAAACAGAACAAUCUUCAGAAGACGAAGAGAGUGAUGUGGAGCCUGACAGCGUGAUGUUUGUGAAAAACCUGACCUUAGAAACCAAAGAGGAUCACUUAAGGAAGGCAUUUGAAAGCUGUGGGCCAAUAAGAAAUGUGAUUGUUGCACGUAAAAAAGACUUCAAAAACCAAGGACAAGCAUUAUCGAUGGGUUAUGGAUUUGUGGAAUUUAAGCGAAGUAAAUCUGCUCAGAAAGCCAUUAAAAAGUUACAACAUAUGGAACUGAAUGGACAUCAAAUAGAACUGAAAAUAUCCAAUCGAUUAUCAAUUGUCUUUGGGGAACUUAAAAUUGUGCGUUUACCAAAGAAGAUGGCUGGUACUGGAUCCCAUCGAGGUUUUGCUUUUGUAGACUUUGUAAAUCGUCGAGAGGCAAAGAAAGCUUUCAAUGCAUUGUGUCACAGCACACAUUUGUACGGUCGACGUCUGGUCUUGGAGUGGGCAGACACAGAGGAAACUAUUGAAGAUCUUCGCAGAAAAACAGCUGAGCACUUUCACGAUGAUAUUCCAAAGAAAAUCAGGAAGACAGAUAUCGUAACAUCUCUCACUGAGGAGACAAUGUGAUAGAGAGUGAUGGUGAAACAUUAUGAUGGAGGGGUUGGAUGGAAUGAAUAUUAUGAUGGAAGGAUGGGGGAAUGAACAUUGUCAUGGA